This is a messenger RNA of Vitis riparia (riverbank grape), 504 nucleotides long. RefSeq lists its product as uncharacterized. The coding region runs from base 1 to 504 and encodes 167 amino acids. Lineage: Eukaryota; Viridiplantae; Streptophyta; Magnoliopsida; Vitales; Vitaceae. The record is from RefSeq and is a predicted model, not a curated record. The transcript is spliced from 2 exons.
AUGGCUCGUCCCUCAUACCACAGGUUAUUCAACCAAAGAAUUCUGAAAUUGGUGAUGGUUUUGGUGGGCUUUUGUUUGGCUUGUUGCAUUUUAGGACCACCAUUAUACUGGCACUUCAAGGGGAGUUCGAGAGCUCAAACUUCAUGUGGUUCAUGUGAUUGUGGCUGUGAUUCAGAUACCACCUUCUCCAUUACUCUAGAUUGUGGCGAUCAUGACCCAGACAUGAAAGAAGAAAUGAAGAAGGGGAGAUUGGCUUUACUAGCAGAGGAGUUACGUCUCCAGAAAAAUGUAACUGAUGACCGCCUGGAACGCACCAAGGAACUAACAACGGAAGUUAGGAAAGCCUCUUCACAGUACAGAAAGGAAGUAGAAAAAUGCAGCAUAGGAAUAGAAACAUGCGAAGAAGCGAGGGAGAAAGCUGAAGCAGCCCUAGUGGAUGAACUUAAGCUUUCAGCAUUGUGGGAGGAGCGAGCUCGUGAACUAGGAUGGAGCCAUGGCAUAUAG